Molecule: messenger RNA, 4026 nt
Organism: Entrophospora sp. SA101
Lineage: Eukaryota; Fungi; Glomeromycota; Glomeromycetes; Entrophosporales; Entrophosporaceae
Source: the annotation of a GenBank genome assembly
AUGACUACUGUAAAUAGAUCCCAUCAACAAAGCGUAGGAAACUAUAUAGUUGGCAACGAAAUUGGGAGAGGAUCUUUUGCAACAGUUUAUAAGGGGUAUCAUAAGAAAACGAAAGAAAAUGUAGCAAUUAAAUCUGUAUCAAGAUCAAAAUUGACAAAAAAAUUACUUGAAAACUUAGAAUCAGAAAUAAAAAUUCUCAAACGAAUUCAACAUGAUCACAUAGUUCAAUUAGUUGAUUGUGAAAAAUCUGAGAGUCACAUACAUUUAAUUAUGGAAUAUUGUACUAUGGGUGAUUUAUCGCAAUAUAUAAAGCAAAGAGGAGCAAAUAACCACUCAUCAUCAAAGGGUCCAUCUGUUGGGCUAAGUGAAUACGUUGUCCGUCAUUUUUUAAAACAAUUAGCGAAUGCAUUGGAAUUCUUACGAUCACAAAAUUUAAUACAUCGUGAUAUAAAACCUCAGAAUCUUUUAUUGGUAGAACCUAAACAGAAAAAUUACGGAUCUGUGGUCGGGUCACCGGAUUUACCAAUUUUAAAGAUAGCAGAUUUUGGAUUUGCGCGUUCAUUGCCGUCUUCAUCUUUAGCAGAGACAUUAUGUGGCGAUAAAAUAAAGUUUCCUAGUAAAAAUCCUGGAGUGGCGAUCCAUUCAGCAAAUACUCACGAUGACAAUUUGCCUGCCACCUCACCUACUAAUUCGACUUCUCUAAUUAGUGAAGAACUUAAAGAUUUAAUAAGACAUUUGUUGAAACGUAAUCCUGUAGAACGUAUUUCUUUUGAAGAAUUUUUUAUGCACCCUUGUGUUGUAGGUGAUUUAAUACCUCAACCAUUGACAAAUUCAUUUGAUCCAAAAGAGAAACCAGGCGAUAAUUUGAAACCUAAUAGGAUCACAAAUACGCCAUCAACAAACAAUUACUACGCAUCAAACCAAUCACAAAAGAACUCGUUUAAAGAUAACAGUAAUAAUGCUAAAUAUCAACAAAUUUUACAAAGGUCUCCUAAAUCCCCAAACAUAGAUAAAAUGUUUGAACGAUCAAAGGACAACAACAACAAUAAUAAUGAAUUUCUUCAAGUCAACAACGAAGUUCAGCCUUCCUAUGAUAAUCGAUCUCCAUCACCUUCAUUAUUAGUGCAAACACCUUACCCACAGGAUGAACUUGUAAAAAGGCAAAACACUGAUGCUGAAAACUUUGAACAUUCAAAUAGAUCAAAUAGUGCCGAAGAUGAUGUUCAAUUUGCGAGGGAAUAUGUUUUGAUUGAGAAACGUGCAGUCGAGGUUAAUAAAUUGGCUGAUGAUCUUGCUGUAAUACCCAAAUCGAAUGGAAGUUCACAGCGACCUUUUCAUAAAGGUACAGCCUUUGCGUUUUCAGAUGCCUUGCCCUCAAAACCCCUUGAUUUUCCAUAUAAGACUUCACCAAAUCAAAAUUCUUUCUUUUAUUCGACAACACCACCUUUUGCUAUACCACAAUCCAGUCAAGACAAAAGUAGCCCUGUUGGAAGUAUAGGUAGUAGUGCAUCUUCGGCUCUUGCUAGAGCUUUAAAUGUUGCAUCAGUUCGUUUAUUUGGUACUGGUAAUUCACCGCCAUCUUGGAGUGAUAAAUAUUCAAAACAAAAAGGCAAUUCUGCUUUACUUACAAAUGACGUUAUACUUGAUCCCGAGGAAGAAGCAGUAAUUAAAGCAAUAGAGGAGUAUGCUCAAAAGGCACAUUUUGUUCAUCAAUUUGCUGAUUCAAAAAUUAAUCAACUCUUACCACCACCACCUACUAGCAGCAAUGAAUUAGCAUAUAAUUCACCACCCACGCCUCAAGCUGCUAUUACUUUGGCUGAAGAAGCAUUUGUUCUAUAUGUUAAAGCACUUUCAAUAUUACAAGCAGCAAUUGUUUGUGCAAAAGAUUAUUUAUCAAAAUCAAAUGAAAAAGAAGAUUUAUUUAAAAAAAAUGCACAUCCUAAAUUAAAUACCGCUGUGCAAUGGGUUCGUGCAAGAUUCAAUGAAUGUUUGGAAAAGGCUGAGUAUGCAGAAUCUAGAUUCCUCGCAAAUGGAGAAAUGACGACCGAGGUUGUUGUAGAGAAGUUGCUUUAUGAUAAAGCAUUAGAAAUGCUAAAUGCAAAUGUAUAUGCAUGUACGUUUGUACUUCGUGCUUAUCUCAUCCAGGGUUCUUCAGCAUAUGCUGGGGGAACUGACAGAGUAGAUUCAAGAAAUUUUCAUUGUUAUGAUGUUUAUGGUGGUGGCGAUGGCAAUAGUGAACUUUACUCCGAUACAGUUAAUUAUUAUGAAAAUAAUGAUAAUAAUAGUACGCAUUAUUAUAAUCAUCGUUUUGAAGAUUAUUAUGACAAAUAUAAAGAUGAUAGAUAUGGAAUUAAUAAUAAUACUCGUCAUAUUAGAAAACCUCAAGAUAGCAAUGAAUUUGAUAAUAUUUCAAUGGCAGUUUUUAAUUCUGCAAAAAAUUAUCUGUUACAAAAAUUGCCAAUUCAGUUAUCAAAGCCAAAAGUUGCAAUUAUAUGCGGCUCAGGUCUUGGGGGUUUAGCUGAUAGUAUUAGUAGUGGUAGUAAUAAUAAUGACUAUGAUUCUAAGAGCAAAAAGAGACUUGAUGGUGAUGAUGCAAUCCCGAAAAUUGAAUUUAAAUAUGAAGAGAUACCAGGAUUUGUUAAUAGUACAGUUGCUGGACAUGAAGGAAAAUUGGUUUUUGGGCUGAUUGGGAAAAUACCAGUGAUUUGUAUGGUUGGUAGAUUUCAUUUUUAUGAAGGCCAUGACUUGAAACAAGUCACUUUCCCCAUAAGAGUUUUUAAAUUGAUUGGAGUAGAAACUUUAAUUGUAACGAAUGCAACAGGAUCGCUCAAUAGUGAGAAAUUUAAAGUAGGAGACAUAGGUGUAAUAAUUGAUCAUAUCUCAUUACCGGGACUAACAGGAACUAAUCCUUUAAUUGGACCUAAUCUGAAUAUUGGCCCAAGAUUUAUUCCAAUGUCAGAUGCUUACGACUAUGAAUUACGUGAAAAGGCAUUCAAAGCUGCCAACAUAUUAAAUUUUUCUAAAGGAUCAAUAAAAGAAGUGGUCUAUUGCUAUGUGUGUGGUCCAACUUAUGAAACAAGGGCAGAAGCAAAAUUCUUAAAAUUUAUAGGAGGAGAUGUUGUUGGUAUGUCAACUGUGCCUGAAGUGAUUGUUGCAAGGCAUUGUGGUCUUAGAGUUUUAGGAUUGAGUUUGGUAACCAACAAAGUGGCUAUGAGUGAUGUAAGAAGCGCUGAUCCCUCAAUAAAAAAUGUUGGUGCCUAUGAUGAAUUCAUUGUAAAUCACGAGGAAGUUCUUGAAACUGGUAAAGCUAAAGCCAAAGAAAUGCAACAAUUAGGGCUACACGAUGAUCCACAACCUUCUUUUUUCGAUCCUUUUGACAACUCUAUAACCAGAGUGCCACAAAAAAACAUACCUUUUAACCGAUUGCUCCUUCGGUCUGAUGCCUAUUUUAUUAUUAUCUGUCCUGGCCCUUUAGAUGAGGUCAAGAAGAUAAGACAAGAAUGCAAUUUCGAUAAAUAUCCAUAUCCGUUUAUCGUUGAUGAGGAUCUUGCUCUUGCAACUUCAAUUGGACUUAGAAUGUCCAACAAUGAGAUAUGGCCAUGCAUUGGGUAUAUUGAACCACUUACAUGUAGAUUAAAUCCAAUAUUUUUUGGACGCGGACCAGGUUUCUAUGGUGACAAAGACCUGUUAAAUUUUUUGAAGGAGCAUCGUAUCCAAGAAGAAAAAACAGCUCUUAAAUCUAUUCGUAGAGCCAGGGAAUUACAAAUGGGCCUCAAGAUACUUGGAGUUAUUUUCGAGUAUCUUGACUUGUUGGAGAUAGUAAAGACCGUUAUGGCUACAUGCCAGCAAUGGAGAGAAAUCGGAAUAAACAUUAUUUCCAGACGGUUAAGGUGCGAAAUAGAGCGCAUAUCUGAAUCUCUGGUCUAUUUUUCUGGUACAAAUCGAAAAAAUAAUGAUGACGAUGAUAAUGUUGAAGGUAUUGUUGAAACUCAACAAGAUGGUGAAAGAUCUCCACGAAAUAAUUGA